CAGCUCAAUGUUAUAGCGUUUCAGGAAACAGGGUGAGCUUCGUUUUGCAAAUGAUAUUACACCAUCAUGUCGGCAGAUCACAGUAAGGUAACAUCCAUGGACGUGGACACAGCUUUUCUCAAAUCCAAGAGGGGGAUCCUGAAAACAGCAGAGAUGGCGACUCUGUUUGUGGCAUUUGUGUGUUUCACCGUAGGAUCCAGACCAAAUUACAUUGCAGCCACAGUGCUGGAGUUUCUGAUCACCACAUUGCUGCUGUUGCUGUACAUGCUCAAACUCAACAAGAGGCUGACCUUCUUCUUUUGGCCUCUCGUUGACCUUUUCAAUUCAGUCUUUGCAGCAGUCUACUUUGUUGUCUUGAGCCUGAUGGCUGUAAUCACGUACACUUUCACAGGAACACUGGUUGGAGGGAUAGUUGGUUUCAUCUCAGCUGCUCUGCUCUGUAUGGACAGCUACACACUUUUCAGGGACAUCACGUUCAACAGGCCAAGAAGUGACACCCAGAAUCAAGACAACAAAUGAAUCAAUCAAUUACAGUAAAUGAAUGCAGUAUGCUAUGUGGGUAUUAACAAAUUCAAAUCCCCCCACCACUGAUGAUUUUCCCAUGAGUUGUGACGUCGUUGAAUGACUGAACUUACUGUAAAACUGUACUGUACAAUAUGUUUCACCACUUCAAAGGUUGUAGAAGUUUUCAACAUAUUUAAGAUUCCAGUUGUAAUUUAAAAUAGGAUGAUGCUGUGACUUAUAGGUAAAAUGUUAGUUUUCUUUUUUAAUUGACAUAAAUAAACAGCAAGGGUCAAUAAAGUUUUUUUUUUUUUU
Seriola dumerili (greater amberjack) is the source of this 816-nucleotide messenger RNA. RefSeq names its product proteolipid protein 2-like. Lineage: Eukaryota; Metazoa; Chordata; Actinopteri; Carangiformes; Carangidae. The transcript has 4 exons. Gene Ontology annotation, cellular component: membrane. The coding region runs from base 67 to 519 and encodes 150 amino acids. The record is from RefSeq and is a predicted model, not a curated record.